CUCAUUUCCACAAGGGCAUAACCCAACUGAUUCUAUUGUUUGUUUCAGUUCCACCAUGAUGCAUUAUCCCAUUCUUUUUCUUGGUAUUCUAAUAAUUGCAUACUUUAAUGAUUCUCAAGCUGAAAAUGCCUUCUCACAAUAUUGGGAAGAUCAUAUUGGUCUUCCAAAUCCUCCAAAUUGGUUUAUUGCAAAGGCUUCUCCAUUAAGCCUUGAUCAGUUGACAGUGUUUAUGAAACUUAUGGAGAAAAAUGAAUUGACUUCCCACCUACAUUCAUUCUGUAAGCAGGCUAAUAUUGCUUGUUCUACAAAUGAAUUGAUGAAGAAGACCAUGUACGACACAACGUUGCCAGCAAUCAUCCCGUUGCAUGAUCUCAAAAAGACAUAUGAAGGCCUCCCAAAGGGAACACCCUUGUCGAUUGCCAACGAAGGGGGAAUGCUAUUUUUUAGGGAGUCAGCGGUGAAAGAGGGAAGUUUUAUGCCUAUCCCUGAUUUAAGGGACCCAAUGUCAUAUAAUUCAUUCUUGCCGCGCCCUUUGGCAUCAAAAAUCCCAUUUUCCUUUGCACGGAUUGAGGAAUUAAAGAGUAUGUUUGGUGUGGUGGAUGAUUCAAAUCUAGAUAAAUAUAUUCAAGAUACCCUCAAGAUAUGUGAGGAAAGCUCCAUAAGAUGUGAGCAGUGCACCUGCACUACUUCUGUUGAGGAUCUCAUUGGUUUUGUUGUUGAGAAAUUAUGGCACCAUGUAAGCAUAUGGAGUACUGAUAAUGUUGAAGGAUCUUAUGAGAAUGUCACAAUUGGAGUUGUGAAACUAAUAUAUGGAAACCUCUCUGAACCACCAGUCAUAUGUCAUAGUCAGCCAUUCCUAUUUCAAGUCUAUUUUUGCCACAUUUUACGAAAAGUGAAAAUAUAUGCAGUUGAUAUACAUGCUCAUAGGAAAAUGAAUCAUGCAAUCAUGGCAUGCCACUAUGACACAUCAACUUGGAAUCCAAACCAUCCUGCUUUUAAGCUGUUGGGUAUUGGCCCAGGCCUAAUUGAAGUCUGUCAUUGGACAAACAAGAAUGGAGUAAUAUGGACAAAGACUAGUUUGAGCAGUAUUUGA
Macadamia integrifolia is the source of this 1093-nucleotide messenger RNA. RefSeq names its product polygalacturonase-1 non-catalytic subunit beta-like. NCBI's taxonomy places the organism in Eukaryota, Viridiplantae, Streptophyta, Magnoliopsida, Proteales, Proteaceae. The record is from RefSeq and is a predicted model, not a curated record. Bases 56 to 1093 code for a protein of 345 amino acids. The transcript is spliced from 2 exons.